Messenger RNA from Anneissia japonica, 1686 nucleotides. RefSeq lists its product as uncharacterized. Bases 48 to 1106 code for a protein of 352 amino acids. The record is from RefSeq and is a predicted model, not a curated record. The transcript is spliced from 6 exons. Gene Ontology annotation, molecular function: protein binding. NCBI's taxonomy places the organism in Eukaryota, Metazoa, Echinodermata, Crinoidea, Comatulida, Comatulidae.
UCCAGUGUUCAGAUGUUUUACUCUACCAAGUUGGUCACCGAAAUACAAUGAUGUCAAGUCGAUCAAUUGCGAACACGACACACAACACUGAAAAAAUGAUGAGGAUAUCGGGCUUAUCGGAAUGCACCGAAUACGCAGUUGACUUAAGAGUCCUCAAUGACAAAGAAUUUAAAAGUCCAUGGAGCGAAGCUAUUAACAUCACAACGUUACCAUCAGUGCCAAUUUUUGUAUCUACAAAUUCGACAAUUUUGGAAACGUCAUUUACAAUGAAGUGGCACACUCUUGCAUCAUGUAACAGUGGAACCGACCUUUUAUAUCACUAUCGCCUCAAUUACGUGAAAAGCAAUGACGAGUAUAGAAGUGGGAACACAUCAGAUACAGAAGUAGAAAUCACAAUCAGUGAUGAUGUUGAGCCAUGUACAGAAUUUAGUUUUCACGUUUCAGUCUCAUUUAUGGAAGUAAUAGGACAAGCAAGUUCCAUAAAACUUUCAACGGACGCCGAACUUCCGGGAGUUCCAGAGAUGAUAUCAGCAGAAUAUUCUGGUGGUAGUAUUAAUGUUGAAUGGCAUCCUCCUGUAAACAAUCAAUGUCCAGUCAGCUACACUGUUAUUUUAGUAUCUGGUAAUGUACAAAUCUCCAAGGUUACAGAAGAUACCCGAGUUACAUUUACGGCUGAAGAUGGAAUAUCUUCAGACAGGAACUACACUGUAAAGCUAGCAGCGAUGACGGCAAAAGGUAGGGGUUCUUACUUGGUCGUGAACGUGAAUAAGAUUAGUUCAGAAUGUUUAUCAGACACAUCAGCCGGAUCGUCAUCACAAGCUGCAAUAAUUGUCCUGGCCAUCCUCCUUGUGCUCUCAUUAUCUGUGAUAUCAACAUUACUCUGGAAAUUGAGGAAAUUUAAGCGACAAAAUAAAAGGGAAUCUGUAAACCAGCAACAAGAUGAUGAUGCGUAUUAUAUAAAUCAGUUUCCAAAAGUCAAUCAAACGAGUCAACAAAAUAAAACCGAGGACGCUUAUAUGGAUCUUGGGCCAACUGAGCAGGAUCGCAGGCAGGGUAUCUACACUGAUCUUGAAAAAACAUAUGAAGUGGUUGAUACAAAGCAAUAAAUUUGAUUACACGUAUUCAUAUUUUAUUCUCGUAUCAGUUUAUGUUUAGAAUAAUAAGACUGUUUCGUAAUCUUUCUUGUUAAGAUAUUGUUUUAUUUUUAUUUUAUUUUUUUUUUGUAUCCUAUGUCAUAUAAGGUAAUUUAAACCUCCAUAAAGCAAAUUUCCUUUUUUUUAUAUAUAUAUAUUUGACAGUAAUAUUUGAUGAAAAUAUAAGGAUGAAUUCCAUAGAGGCUUAUAGUAUUUUAGUGAUGAUAUUAUAUACUGUAAUAUUAUGUAUGCAUAUAUCACAUUUGGAUGUAAAAUGUUAUUCUGUUUAUGACUAUUUUAUGUCAGUUUAAUUUUAAGUAUGUAAAUCAACGUUUAUGGGUACUGUUGUUUUUUCAUUAUCUUGGAUUUAUGGGCUAAUGAAAAGUGGUCACAAUAAGCAUUUUAUUAUAUGAACCAUGAAAUGCUCGCCAUUUGGGCUGAAACCUAACAUGAAGCACUUUACAGCCCGUCACCGGCGCAAGUAGGAGAAGUUCUGAAUAGAUAGGGAACUAGAUAUUAGCGCUAUACAAACAUUUGAUUGGAUUGGAUUGGG